AUGAAAGUCCAGGCGGGUGCCUGGAGUUGGAAGCAGCAGUCAGGGUGCGUCGGAGCCGCCGGCCCGGAGCCCCGGCCCCUCACCAUGGACAUUCUCGAGACGGACGCCCGCUACCGCCGGAACAUUGCGGCUGAUGCCAAGAGCCGCCGCCUCAAGCUGCUGCCGUUCCUGGCCGCCUGCGGCCUGUACUUCGCCCUGCUGCUGCCUGAGCCCAGCUGGGUCAGCGCCGGUGUCAAGAGCCUCCCGGUCCUGAGCCUGGUCUUCUUCCUGACAGCCCAGGCCUGGGGUGACGGCGCCUGGACCCCGGCUGCCCGCCGGGUCUGCUGGGGGCUGAUGUUCUCCAGCCUGGGAGACGCCUCCCUGGUCUGGCCUCAACUAUUCCUCCUAGGCAUGGUGGCCUUCGCUCUGGCUCACGUCUGCUACAUCUGGGCCCUGGGCCUGCGUCCCGUCCGCCCCUGGCUCCUGCUGCUGCUGGCGCUGGCCUGGGCGGGGGCCUACGCGACGCUGUGGCCCUGCCUGGGGGGCCCCUACGUGCCGGCCGUGGGGGGCUACGGGGCGCUGCUGGCGGCCGUGGCCUGGCGGGCCUUGGCCCGGCCUCCCCCACACCUGGCCGUGGCCACCGGCUCCCUGCUCUUCAUGGCCUCCGACCUGGUGCUGGCCAGGGACCACUUCUGCGCCCCGGUGCCCCAGGCCCGGCUCAUCGUCAUGGGCACCUACUACGCGGCCCAGGGGCUGAUCGCAGCCUGGGCCCCCCGCGCCAGCCCCCGCUGGAAGGAGAGCUGAGCCGGCGCCCGCGACCUCUGACCCCAGGGGGAUCCGGCAGGUGCACCCGUGACCUCUGACCCCAU
Emys orbicularis (European pond turtle) is the source of this 848-nucleotide messenger RNA. RefSeq names its product transmembrane protein 86B (gene TMEM86B). Gene Ontology annotation, cellular component: membrane. The record is from RefSeq and is a predicted model, not a curated record. Gene Ontology annotation, molecular function: alkenylglycerophosphocholine hydrolase activity. Gene Ontology annotation, biological process: ether lipid metabolic process. NCBI's taxonomy places the organism in Eukaryota, Metazoa, Chordata, Testudines, Emydidae.